AAAUUCGAGUGAUUGGUCCUAACACUACUGCAUUUAGUAAUUAAUGGCGAGUCGAGUUAAUAGACAUGGAAUCUGACGAGGAUAGUCAAGGCCUAAUUGAGUAUCGGCCGUGUUUAAAUCCAAGAAGGGGAGAGAGGGACAGUGGCGAGAACAUAAAAAUUGUUCCAGAACUUCUCCCUGAACGAUUAUUUGCAACAGAUCGCUACCCUGUAAAAGGCCGAAUAAACUCGUACUCGAAACCUGAGUAUUUGCUCGACAUUGUAGAUGUUUUGGAGGGUAGUAAGGAAUUGCAAUACCUACAAGAUUGUCCAUUGGGUUCUCUGUUUGAAUUGCCAAUUAGGAAAUGUUCACUGUCGGGAAAACUGGUCCACAACAUUUUAUGUCGUUCGCUUGUUACAGCCAAGGAACAUGAGUUCUGGUUCGUUUUCGGUGGACAUCCGUUUCGUUUCUCACUCAGAGAGUUUGCUCUCGUAACGGGACUUCCUUGCUUUCCAUAUCCAGCAGCAGAAGACAUUCAAAAGGCGCAAAAUUCAAGUAAUAAUUCAGAGCCGUUUUGGAAGACUUUGUUUGGUGAGAAGAAGGUGGUUACUAUCGAUGAAAUUGUGAGGUCCCUGAAGGUGGAUAGUAGGAAGCCUUUAAAGGCACAGAUGCCUGGUUGGAAAAAACUGAGGCUUGCACUAAUAGUGAUUGUGGAAGGGAUUCUGAUCUGUGACAGCCAGCCUGUGAGAGCAUCAACGGAGGUGGUAGAAAUGGUGAGGCACUUGGACACGUUUUUUUCGUAUCCGUGGGGAAGAGAAUCCUUCAAUUUGACCAUGCGUAUGGUUAAAGUUGGGUCGAGGGUAGAAACAGUUGAAUCACUUGUGGCAAAGAUGAAACAGUCUCACGUUGCAACCCACGGGUUCAUUUUGGCGCUUCAACUACAUAUUCUCCAUUGCAUCCCACUAUUGGAGACCUAUCUUCCCGACUCUGACGAUGAACAAACAUUCACCGACCGGUCUGUAUUCCAACUGGCGAAACUGAAAUCAUUCCACAAUUCUAACAUCUUGGAAGCCGAAAACAAUCCGGAGUUAGAAGUCUACGCCAUCCUAGAGACAGAACAGCCUAUUGAUGAAUCUCUAUACGCAUGGGAAGACGAAGUCGUAGACCCGGGGGUAGAAUAUGUAAUGAGCCUUAUAGAGAAAGGUGUCACGAUUGGGAAAGAAGUCUGGCAUGGUGGACAUGAUAGUCUACCACUAAUGUCCAUCCCUGCUCCGAAAAUCGUGAAAAAAGAAAAAAAGGUUAAAAUCCCUAAGAAGAGUGUGAGGAAAGAAGAGGUAGUAGAGGACGAAGAGGAAGAUUGCAACAACGGAGAUGAUGAUGUGGUCGGAGAGGAAGCUAAGGCCGGCGGAUUGGAUGCCAAAUUCCUUGCAAUACUGGAAAGGAAACUGAAAGACCACAAGAAGGAGAUCCUGUCUACUGUGGACCAAAAAAUUCUUACUUUGCAAGCUGAAAUAUUGGGAAAACAAGAGAGGGGGGGUGGACGACAGUUUGGGAAUGUUGGAAUUAAGAAGUGUGGCGGUAAAAAGUAUGAUAAAGUGGAGGGUAAAAAGAUCCAAGCGUGUCUCACCCGAAAGCGAGAAGGAAUUCGUUUUAAGAAAAAGAAAGAGGUUAUCGAGGACAAUAGUCAGGUAGAUGUGGAUGACUACUUUGGAGUUAAUCAGGUACUUGAAAACCUGAAAGACGAUAAGGGUGGACCGUCCGUUGCCGCAGAUGAAGAUAAGAAUGAAGAUGAGCACAUUCUUAAAGCUGGAGUCGAAAAUGUAUUUCAGACUGUAAACGAGACUGAGCUACAAGAUGAUACUAGCUUUUAUAAAGAGGUCUCUGCGAUGGAGUAUGAAGGAGGAAAGUGUGGAGGCGAGAAAAUGGACGAAGAUGAUGCGGUGGAGAAGCCAGAUGAUGACGAUGUAGACAACCAAGGUGUGGAUGAAAAAGAUAAAGGAACUUCGGGUUCAACCGAUGGCGAUGAAACUGAUGGGGAGGACGGGGACGAAAUCUAUGGAGUUUCAGAAGAAAAGGAGGAUGACAAUAAUCCGGUGCAGGGUUCUGUGGACAUUAACACAGAACAUGUCGCACAUGUGUUCAUCGAAAACGAUGAACAAACUGUAGACAAAUCUGGUGCUGAAGUAACGGUGGACAAAAUGAAAACAACUUCCGGUGAAGAAAAAGAGGAUAAGGAAGAUGUGGACAUAAUCGCAGAAGUCAUCAAGCCAUUGUCCACAGAAAAUACAGAACAUACUGUAGACAAUUCUGGUUUUGAAGAGAGGGUGGAGAAAACCAUUAUAUCUGCCGAAGAGAAGUCCACCGAUGCUGAUGAAGGUGUGGACGUCACUAAUUCAACUUGCGAUGAAGGAAAAGAGAAACCUGCAACUGAGGAGGAGGAGGAAGCUGUGGACAAAACUGAUUCAGAGAAGUCCAUGGAAACAGUCGAAGAAAGAGGAGUCGAUAAUACAAGUAAAGAGGAAGAAAAAGAUGAAGAUCAAUCUGACGAGGAGGAGGAUGAAAAGGAGAUGGACAUCAUUGAACAAAAGGGAGAAUGUGUUGGCGAACAGAACAAGGGACGACGAGGUAAAAAACGUCAUGAGGAUGCCAAUAACGAAUAUUUGCCAUCUAAACGGGCAAAAAAAGCUCCUUCAAGAUACGGCGCUACUCCAGACAACAAACCUCAGACGGGGGGGGGGGGGGUUGAGUUAUACACUCCGUUCCGGAAAAUUGAUUUGGCAAAAAAGAAGAAAUUUCUGGCGAAGAUAUCGGCCUUUAAGAAAAAGGAAUACAUAAUCGAUGGACAUCCUGUUCCAAACACUUUCUUCUCAGAUAUUAUGACGCCGAAACAUUGGGUUGAUACACCUGAAAUGGAAGCGAUGCUAAGCCUAGUUUGGCGAAAACUAGGUGAUUCAUUCAACGAUUCAAGGAUUGCUGUACUAGAUACCUGGUUCAUUAGUAUGCUGUGCAAUGAAUAUCCUCGAUUCAAGAAAUGGAACAAGGGUGUUGCUUUCAAAUGGAACUCAGUUUGCAAGAAUUACGUCCGUGGACAUGUACCAAGCCGGACAGGGAAGAUGAUGUGGUUUGAAGAUGUGGAUACCGUCUACCUACCUAUGAAUUGGAGGAAGGGUCAUUGGGUGUGUCUUGUGGUCCAGUUGAAAGAAGGGAGGAUCGAGAUUUUAGACCCACUACUCUCGGGGAACGAUUUGAAAAAGGUUAAGAGGUUCAUGGCUCCGGUUGUCGAGAUGCUUCCAUGUCUAAUCAGGGAUGAGAUCACUUCACCGACUGAGUACCCGCGUCCCGAGACAUUUACUUACGAAAGGGCUGUUGCCAUCUCCCAGAAUAAUCGCACUGGAGACUGCGGACCAUUGGCUGUGAAGUUUAUUGAACUUCAUGGACAGGGUUUAGGACUUGAUGGAAUUACGGACGCGAUGGUAGAUAACUUCCGGCUGAACUAUGCUAUGGACGUUUAUGAGGAGUUCGUGGGUGCAAUUACGAACUAAUGGUUUAUGAGUUAUUUAAGUAAUUUGUUUAGAACUUGUUGUUUUUCAACUUUUUUAUGGACCUUAUGUUUCUGUACUUGAACGUAUAAUUAUUUUUUGAAACUUAAACUAUGUUAUUUCCCCUGCACCUGUUAUUUGGAUAUGUUUGGUUAGCUAUUGGUUGAAGCUAGGUUAUUAGAGUAAAAUAAUUGAAACUAC
Molecule: messenger RNA, 3719 nt
Organism: Arabidopsis arenosa
Lineage: Eukaryota; Viridiplantae; Streptophyta; Magnoliopsida; Brassicales; Brassicaceae
Source: the annotation of a GenBank genome assembly